Dendrobium catenatum is the source of this 1747-nucleotide messenger RNA. RefSeq names its product protein SAR DEFICIENT 1. The coding region runs from base 222 to 1472 and encodes 416 amino acids. The transcript has 8 exons. Gene Ontology annotation, cellular component: nucleus. NCBI's taxonomy places the organism in Eukaryota, Viridiplantae, Streptophyta, Magnoliopsida, Asparagales, Orchidaceae. Gene Ontology annotation, molecular function: calmodulin binding; sequence-specific DNA binding; DNA-binding transcription factor activity. The record is from RefSeq and is a predicted model, not a curated record. Gene Ontology annotation, biological process: regulation of salicylic acid biosynthetic process.
CAGGGAAGACCUCCAAAGUCUUUUUCCCUCACAAUCAACAAAGCUUCGUAGCAGCUUCUCAGCAUCUUCUCUGUGUAAAUUUCCUUAGUUCUACCAAAUCUUCCCUUUCUCUUAUAAAACCACUCUUAUAAGCUUUCCUUUCCCUUCAUCUUCCAUCGCCAACCAAGCUCUCUUCUUCUUCUUCUUCUUCUCAAAUUUCUGCUACCUUUCUAGCUUCAAAAAUGGCAGCCAAGAGACUCCCUGAAGAAGCAGAUAAGGAAUCAGACAUACGGGAGGGCAAAAGAAUCAGAUCCCUGCCAUCAUUCACAAUGGUUAUCAGGAAAGCAAUGGCUGCAAAUUGUAUACAGAAUUUAUGCCUUGCACUGGAACCUGUUGUUAGAAGAGUGGUGCAGGAAGAGGUUGAAAGGGGGCUUGUUCGACGUGCUUGUCUGCUGCAGAGAUCACCUCAAAUGCUCAUAGAAGAGGCAAAACCUUCUUGUGGUCUUCAACUCAUCUUCAAGAAACAACCAUCACUUUCAAUAUUCACUGAAAACAGAAUCGAAGAUGAUGAUGGCUACCCCUUAGAGAUUCUCCUCGUAGACACUGCAACAGGAAAGAAGCCUAUAACAUCAUUUUCCUCAUCAAUCAAAGUAGAACUGGUCGUUCUAGAUGGAGAUUUUCCUUGUGAUGAUUCUGACAACUGGUCCACUGUUGAUUUCAAUCGCCAUAUAGUAAAAGAAAGGACAGGAAGAAGGCCAUUACUUACUGGAGAUAUUGCUCUUACCCUCAAAAAUGGAGAAACCUCCAUUGAUGAGCUGAAAUUCACUGACAAUUCAAGCUGGAUCAGAAGCAGACACUUUAGAAUCGGUGCUCGAGUUUCAUCUGGGAGUCUGAGAGGUUUUGACAUUCGAGAAGCUGCAACCAGUCGUUUCAUGGUUAAAGAUCACCGGGGAGAAGCUUAUAAGAAGAACUACCCCCCAGCACUUGGUGAUGAUGUAUGGAGGCUUGAGAAGAUUGGUAAGGAAGGUGCCUUCCACAAGAAGUUGAUGGCUAAGAACAUCAAGACUGUUCAGGAUUUCUUGAAGCUAUCAGUUAUUGAUUCUCCUCAACUGCAAAAAAUUCUAGGAAUGUCUCCUCGAAACUGGGAGGCGGCCAUCUAUCAUGCUAAGACCUGCCCAUUGGGUGACAAGUUAUACAUACACCAAUGUCCUCCUUAUUCCAUUGUUCUAAGCCCUAUUUGUGAAGUUGUGAACAUUGCCGUUGAUGGGGUCUCAUGGACAUUCCAAGAGCUCAGCAUGCCAAUGAGGGCCACUGUGCAGGAGUUAGUUCUGGAGGCUUAUAACUGCUGGGAUAGGUUGGAAGAGAUCAGCCUUCCACCACAAGCUGAACCAGUAGCCAUUGAACCUCCUUAUCAGAUUGAAAGUUUUCUGGAGGUAGAUCUAAUACCAAAUGAUUUGCAAAUGGAGCUUUAUAAUUGGCCACCAGCGGAGUAAAAAAGAAAAAAUUUGGAGGAAAUUUGUGUGUAAAUUGUUGUAAACUGUUAGUAGCCACCCUGAUUGCACAUAAAUGAUAGAAUGUGCAAGAAAACAAGAGGUGGCUAAGUUUUCCUUUGUUAUUUCUUUCAGAAUUUUUUCAGUGUGUGCUAUGUUGUUUGUCAUUAAUUUAAUUUGUUUAUUGGGUCAUCUGUCAUGUAAAGUUUUGCUUGAAAAGGUACAAAUGAAUAAACAGAUUAGCUGAACAGUUUAUUGUAACUAAUAUUUGGUUUUGA